AGGAGGAGGAGGGCUAGAGGCCGGGCCAGCGGAAUGCUACGUGUCUUGGAAGUCCCUUUUAAAACCCCCACCUCGUCUACUUCGAUGACCAGAAACAUAGGGAGGUUAAAGCUCGUCUCCCUCAUCCAGGCCUGCGUGUGAAGAGGUCCCAGUCCCGGUGUUCAGCAGUCCGUCGGAGGUGUUGCUACAGUCGCGCAGAAAUGUCCGGGUUGAAAAAGCUCCGUACGGAUCUCAACAGGUCGACCAAUGUGGUGUUUCAGGCCCACCAUGUCAGCCGCACCAAGAGAGGGCAGGUCGUGGGGUCCAGGGCCGGCUUCAGGGGUUGUACCAUCUGGCUGACCGGUUUGUCAGGUGCAGGAAAGACUACCAUCAGUUUUGCCCUGGAAGAGUUUCUUCUUUCCCAAGCUAUUCCCUGCUACUCGCUGGACGGAGACAACAUCCGCCAGGGCCUGAACAAGAACCUGGGCUUCUCUGCCGAAGACCGUGAAGAGAACAUCCGUCGUAUUGCCGAGGUGGCCAAACUGUUUGCCGACGCUGGCCUGGUGUGCGUCACCAGUUUCAUCUCACCUUUCGGAAAGGAUCGUGAUGAGGCCAGGAAGAUCCAUGCAAGUGCCGGGCUGCCGUUUUUUGAGGUGUUUAUUCACGCUUCUCUUGAGGUGUGUGAGAGCAGGGAUGUAAAAGGACUUUACAAGAAGGCUCGCGCUGGAGAGAUCAAAGGUUUCACUGGGAUUGACUCAAAUUACGAGCGUCCUGAGGCCCCGGAUCUUGUGUUGAAAACUGGAGAGCUCACGGUGAACGAGUGCCUCCAGCAGGUGUUGGAGCUGCUCAGGGAGCAGAACAUUGUACCGGGGGGGAUCAUGGAUGAGGUGAAUGAACUCUUUGUUACGGAAAACAAGCUGAAUCUUGCUGUGGCUGACGCAAACACGCUGCCCACCAUCAGCAUCACCAAGUUGGAUCUACAGUGGGUGCAGGUCUUGUCAGAAGGCUGGGCCAGCCCUCUGAAAGGCUUCAUGAGGGAGAGAGAGUUCCUGCAGGUCUUACACUUUGGCAACCUGCUGGAUGACGGGGCCAUCAACAUGUCUGUUCCCAUCGUCCUGCCCAUCAGCACCGAGGUUAAGCAGGAGCUGGACGGCUGUGCGGCCGUAGCUCUGGAGUACCAGGGUACACGUGUGGCUAUUCUCAGGAGCCCAGAGUUCUACCCGCAUCGCAAGGAGGAACGCUGUGCCAGACAGUGGGGCACCACCUGCCCACAGCACCCUUACAUUAAGAUGGUUAUGGAGGGAGGUGACUGGCUGGUAGGUGGUGAACUCGAGGUGCUGGAACGGAUCAAAUGGAACGAUGGACUUGACCAGUACCGCCUUACUCCACAGGAGCUCAAGCAGAAGGUCAAAGACAUGAAAGCAGAUGCGGUGUUCGCAUUCCAGCUGCGCAACCCGGUCCACAAUGGUCACGCCCUACUGAUGCAGGACACCAAGCGCCGUCUGCUGGAUCGCGCUUACAAGAACCCGGUCCUCCUGCUGCACCCGCUCGGCGGCUGGACCAAAGACGACGACGUGCCUCUGGACUGGCGGAUGAAGCAGCACGCUGCUGUCCUGGAAGAGGGCGUCCUCGACCCAGCAAGCACCAUUGUUGCCAUCUUCCCCUCUCCUAUGAUGUACGCUGGACCCACAGAGGUUCAGUGGCACUGUAGAGCCAGAAUGAUCGCCGGAGCAAACUUCUACAUAGUUGGCAGGGACCCUGCAGGCAUGCCUCACCCGGUGACUAAGCAGGACCUGUAUGAACCCACCCAUGGAAGCAAGGUCCUCACCAUGGCCCCCGGCCUCACCUCUGUGGAGAUCAUCCCCUUCAGGGUGGCUGCCUACAACAAGACUAAGAAGGCCAUGGACUUUUAUGACUCAGAGCGUCAUGCUGAGUUUGAGUUCAUCUCUGGAACCAAGAUGAGGAACAUGGCUCGAAGUGGAGAAAACCCUCCAGAUGGUUUCAUGGCCCCCAAGGCCUGGAAGGUUCUGGUCGAGUACUACACCUCUCUGCAGAAGGACAAGUAAUCAAAACGGCGCUUACCUCAAAAGUGGAAACCAUUGGUUCUGAAGGAGUAUUUAGAUAGAUUCUUAUUUUAUCUUAUACAAAAAAACUUAUUUAGAUUGCUAUAAAUAAUCAAUCAGUCUGACGGGGGUGAGGGUUACUACAUAUAGGAAUCACUUUUCUUAAGCAGUUUAAGCAUUAGAUUUUUUACAUUCCUGUAAAACAAAUAAAUCCAUUGUAAAUGCAUAUUAACUUAAGCUUUGUAUUUGAAUAAAUUAAAGGUAGAUUUAGAUUAUUAUUGUUUUUAUAUUUUAAUUUAGGUGCACAUUACAAUAUUGGGAAAUCAUUUGUGAUAUUUACAUGCAAUAUCUGAGGGAUGUAUGGCAAAAAAACACUUUUUAUAAUAUUUUAUGGCAAUUUUAUCACUGUCUGUCCAAUUAUGUAUGAUAUGAAUGAAAGUUACUUGCAGUUGUAUCACUACCUACAUUGCCCUUUUUUCACAUCUGGCCUCUGGGUGUUCAUUAACUCAUCCUGUUAAUGUUUCAUAUUAUCAUGAAAUGCAACAUAGGUGUUUUAUAAUGUGAAAGUGCCUUUCUCUCAAAUAUUAACAUUAUAAAACUGAAAUUGUUUAAAUUUCUUGCUGGUGUUUGCCUUGAAAUGUCAAAGUGCAAUUAUGUAAUUAAGACUUGCAGUUUUAGAAUGACAAAUGCAGUAAUAAAGAAGCUUCUUUGUCAU
This is a messenger RNA of Anoplopoma fimbria (sablefish), 2757 nucleotides long. Its product is annotated as bifunctional 3'-phosphoadenosine 5'-phosphosulfate synthase 2-like. The coding region runs from base 201 to 2045 and encodes 614 amino acids. The transcript has 12 exons. Gene Ontology annotation, biological process: sulfate assimilation; 3'-phosphoadenosine 5'-phosphosulfate biosynthetic process. The record is from RefSeq and is a predicted model, not a curated record. Gene Ontology annotation, molecular function: adenylylsulfate kinase activity; sulfate adenylyltransferase (ATP) activity; ATP binding. Lineage: Eukaryota; Metazoa; Chordata; Actinopteri; Perciformes; Anoplopomatidae.